GUAGAGAUUUACUGCUGGGACGCGAUUGAGUGUACGCCAUUCAUUAUUCGUGAACGCCAUUCACUUUCAAAAACAGAGUCAUUAGCUCAAACUUUGUACUUCGCGGCUCCAACAAAUCAACGAAAAUAAACAAACAAACAGAAAAAUGGUACCGAAUACAAAAGUUUUCGUGGGCAGUCUGCCUCCAUCAGUAAAACCAGAAGACUUGAGAAGGCUUUUCGAGAAUUUCGGAGUCGUUACCGAAUGUGACAUUAUGAAUCGGUGUGGUUUUGUGCAUAUGGAAAAUGCCGAGAUGGCAGAAAAUGCGAUUCGUUCGUUGAACAACACAAAUUUCAAAGGGAUCACCAUCAGCGUUGAACCUGGCCGCAUGAAAGAACGUGGCGGUGGGAAAGGUCGUCCGAUUGGAGGAAAUCGUGGAGGAAACGCUGGUGGUGGAGGUGGUGGCUUUGGAAGAGGUGGAAUGCGAUCGGGUCCGCGUGAUAAUUUUAUGAGAAGUGGACCGAAUGGACCAAGGAACAAUAACGGAGGCGGAGCCGGUGGACCGACUCGACGUGAUAAUAGAGGAGGCCAACGAAGCGGACCGUAUAACCGAAAUGGAGGAAAUAUGGGUAACGGCGGUGGAUUUAAUCAACGUAACAACGGCGGCAAUGGCCAGUUCGGUGGAAACAAAGGUGGUUUCGGUGGACAAGAUCGUUUCGAUAACAACGGCCCGAUGGGUGGAAUGAAUGACAUGGGCGGCGGUGGCAAUCGUCGAUUCAACAAUAACGGAGGUGGCAAUUUCAACCAAGAUCGUCGCGGAUUUGUAUUACCAGACAGACAAGGAUUCUCCAAUGACAACAAUUUCAAUGGAAUGGGAGGCGGCGGUGGACGAAACGGAAAUGGAGGUGGAUUCAAUCGGGGAAAUUUUGGUGGCAAUCAAUUCGGUAGUGGAAAUGACAUGUUCAAUCGAAGGGACCAAAUGGGCGGACAACGAGGCGGUGGUGUAGGAAACGGUGGAUUCAAUCAAGAUUUCCCUCCAUUAUCCGGUAUGGUUGGUGGAGGCGGCGGUGGAAUGAGAAAUGGACCACCUCAACGAAAUAUGAUGCAAAAUCAACGAUUUUAAGAUUAUUUUUCAUUUUUUUUUAAAAUAAAUGAAUGAGAAAAGGAAAUUAUUAUUUCUAAAUGUACACACGAACAUUAUAAAUUUACCUUAAUUGGAAUAGAUUUUCGAAUUAUUUAUACACAACAAUGAAAAGAGAGAGAGACAUAUAGAGAGAGUGUGAGAAAAAAAAUGGAAGACGAAAAUGAAAAGAGAUUAAGGACGAUAAAACAAAACACAAAACAAUAUUUUAGUAUAAUAUACUUGGUAGGUUUUAACAAUCUAAAAUAUUUGAUGGCAUUGCAUAUAUAGAAAACUAGCUUUUUAAACGUUAAACACUCACAGAAGAAAAAAGAACCAGCAAUAUAAUGUCGAUAGAUAUGAAAUAUUCAAAAAGAUUCUAUUAUUUUAACGAAAAACAAACUGGAAAUUUUGUAUAAAUAUCUUGUUCCGAUUUAACAUUUUAUAUACAUUGUUCAUGAAAGCGGCUAUUCGUUUGACUACUAAAAUGCGACAGCAAAAACUACUACAAAAAAUAACUAAAUGAAAAUAGGCACCAAAACGUACAUAAAUGAAAACAAAAUAAAUGAAAGUCUUCGCCAUUCAUUUGAAUUCGUUUAAACCAAUUAUUUUUGUCUAUGAGAGAAAUAAAAUUGUAAGAAACC
Bradysia coprophila is the source of this 1743-nucleotide messenger RNA. RefSeq lists its product as uncharacterized. Lineage: Eukaryota; Metazoa; Arthropoda; Insecta; Diptera; Sciaridae. Gene Ontology annotation, cellular component: nucleus. Gene Ontology annotation, molecular function: mRNA binding. The record is from RefSeq and is a predicted model, not a curated record.